Messenger RNA from Danio rerio (zebrafish), 1674 nucleotides. Lineage: Eukaryota; Metazoa; Chordata; Actinopteri; Cypriniformes; Danionidae. The record is from RefSeq and is a predicted model, not a curated record.
CUCUCUCUCUAUUAGGCUUUUCUAAAGUCAGUUUCUUUACUGAUGCUCAAACACACACUGGACUUCAAUCAAACAGCAGUUCCUCUUGUUUCUUUCAUUCGUUGUCGCUUAAAGGAGUAAUCAUGAAAUCUCACAGGAUUACAAUAAGCAAUUGCACAAAUCCAGAUUUUAACUACAGCCUGGUGAAGGAAGGCAUUGAUUUGCUGUAAACCACUGGAUGUCUCUCCAAAGGUUGGACAUUCUGGACCAGGAUGAACAUCUUAAUUUCAUCAGGUCUGAUGACCCUAGUGAGUCUGUGUGGAACAUCUAAAAGUUGUCCGUUAUUGUGUUCCUGCAACAUAAACCAAACAGACUGCAGUCACCUUUACCAACUGGCUUCCUUGGACUCCAUCCUAGAGCAGCUUCCAUUUGACACAACCAAUCUCAACCUCUCCAAAAACAACUUCACCACUGUGGAACCUGGGAGCUUUUCCAACCUCAGCGCUUUGCUACAACUAGACUACUCUAGAAACCUUCUCUCUGCCAUUAACCCUGGAUGUUUUUCCAAUCUCAGUGGCCUUUUGCAUCUUGACCUCUCCAGAAACCUUCUCUCCAGAGUUUUCCCUUCCAGUUUCUCCCAUCUGAAUAGCCUGGAGUUCCUGGAUCUCUCAGUAAACCUUCUUGUGAGGCUCCCGGUUAACCUGUUCUCUGAUCUCAGCAGCCUAAAUGAACUGGUUCUACGAGACAACAGGCUAAAGGAACUGAACCCAGCUCAGUUCAAAGGCCUGACUGAGCUCAGGCGUCUGGAUCUUUCUUUAAACAGCCUCAGCCAUGUGCCCACACACCUACUGGAUGGGCUCCAGAACCUGCUGUGGCUCUCGUUGGUGGGCAACAAGCUGAAAACUCUUGAUCGGUCAUCACUGGAGUCUGCCAACGCUCUCCAGCAACUUCUGCUCGAGGGAAAUCCCUGGAACUGCAACUGCAAAUUAAUUCCUCUCAAGUAUUGGCUGGAAUGGAUCGUAUAUACAGGUGGCCGUGUGGAUUCCCCCAACUGCUCGUUUCCAACUGACCUGCAGGGUAAAGAUCUUGCCAGUCUCCCAAUGGAGUUGUUCAGACACUGUUACCCCCUGCAGCUCCAAACCAGAAAGCCAUCCGCCCCAGAGGCCCACCAGGGGCCGUCAGGAGACUGUAUGCGCCAGCGCUACCGGGCCGUGAGCGUGCGUCGAGCCACGGCCACAGUGGUGGUGGCGGGUGUGGUGUGCAGCGUGGUGUGUGUGUUGAUGGUGGUGACGGCCACGUACGGCUGUAUCUACGCCACGCUGGUGGCUCAUCAACAACAGCAGAUGCUGCAGAGAAAGCGCCAGCAGCAAGAGCCACUCAUGGUGGAGAAAGAACCAGCACACGAUGAAAAAGAGGAUCUGAUGCCAACCAUCGGAAAGGGAGCCGAAGCUAUGGAGUGUGUGGGGUGGAUGGCAUUUCCUCCGGAAGUGUGUGUUUAAGGGAGACUGUGGUUUAUUGUUGAACAACUACAUAAAUUACAUGAGGGCAAAUGACUCAGUGUAUGUUAAAAGCAAUUACUAGUUGGUUGGUUAAGGGAUUGUUCAUCUGAAAAGCUGUUUAUUUGACUCAAGUCAUCUAAAAUGUACACUGUAAAAAUGUAAUGACGAAUAUACAAAUAUUUUGUAUGUUGCUUUA